AUGACGGCCCCACCCGACUACGGCUUGAUGGCCUCGGGCCUCGAUUUUGACAAGAGCCUCUCUCAGCUCAAGGUUGAUCUCGCGCUGCCCUCGCCGGCAGACGCCCACGCCACCGCCUACGACCUCGACUCAAUCGCCGCCUUUCAAAAGGCCGCAAACUACCUCGCUCUCGCCCAAAUCUACCUCCUCAACAACGCCCUCGCCCAGCAGCCCCUCGACUACCAGCGCGACGUCAAAAAGCGCCUCCUCGGCCACUGGGGCACCUGCCCGGGGCUCAUCUUCGCCUACACCCACAUCACCGCCCUCAUCUCGCGCAGCCAGGCCCCCCAACCCGCCGCCGGCACCGCCGCCACGCACGACAACGACGGCGACGCCGAUCGCAGGCGCUUCCUCUUCGUGACAGGCCCCGGUCACGGAGCUCCCGCCAUCCUUUCCACCCUCUACCUCGAAGGAUCCAUCUCGCGCUUCUACCCAGACGAGAGCCUCACCCACCAGGGCCUGGAGCGCUUUGUCAAAAACUUCAGCUGGCCCAACACCGUUCGCCCCAGCCACGUAACCGCCACCACCCCGGGCGCCAUCCACGAAGGCGGAGAGCUCGGCUACGCCCUCGCCGUCGCAUACGGCAGUGUGCAGGACCUGCCCGACCUCAUCACGGUCGCCGUCAUCGGUGAUGGAGAGGCAGAGACUGGACCCACCGCCGCCGCGUGGCACGCCCACAAGUUCAUCGAUCCGGCAGAGUCUGGCGCGGUCUUGCCCAUCCUCCACCUCAACCGCUUCAAGAUCUCGGAGAAGACCAUCUUUGGCAGCAUGGACGAGGCCGAGCUGGUCACCCUCUUCUCCGGCUACGGCUACCAGGUCCGCGUUGUCGACUACUACCGCCACCUCGGCAACGAGCACACCCAGCCCGGCGAUGAACGCGCCCGCUCCGUCGACAUCGACAUGGCGGUCAGUAUCGACUGGGCCUAUGCCGAGAUUCGCAAGAUCCAGGCUGCCGCCAGGAACGGCGAGCCCAUCCGCAAGCCUCGCUGGCCGAUGAUUAUCCUCUCGACUCCCAAAGGCUGGGGCUGCCCGCAGACCGUCGACGGCUCCAAGGUCGAGGGCAGCUUCCGCAGCCAUCAGAUCCCCAUCAAGGUCCAGCCCGAGGGAAACGACGAGCACCUGCAGCUCCUCCAGGACUGGCUCCUGUCGUACUCGCCGAGCAAGUGGUUCACCACCAACGGCCAGGGCGGCCUGUCCAUCGACCCGCUCGUCACGCGAAUUCUGCCCAGGGACGACCGUCUAAAGAUGGGCCAGCUCGACGAGAUCUACACCCGAUCGGCGGGCCUCGACGACGUCGGCACCGCCGCCUUCAUGGCCAAGGCGGGCAAGGACGAGUCGAGCGGCAAGAUGUCGCAGGCCUCGGCGAUGGUCGCUUGCGGCGACUACCUCGCGGCCCUGAUGCCACAGAACAAGAGCAACCUGCGCAUCUUCAGCCCGGACGAGCUCGCCUCGAACCAUCUCGACGCCACGCUUAAGACCGACGAGUUCAAGGAGCGUAACUUCCAGGCCGACGCAGACGCCCUGCUCACCGCCGAAGACAGGAGGAGCGGAAAGAGGAGUGGCAGGGUCGUCGAGAUGCUGAGCGAGCACACGCUCCAGGGCUUCUCCCAAGGCUAUGCGCUGACCGGUCGCAUCCCGCUCUUCCCAAGCUACGAGAGCUUCCUCGGAAUCGUCGCCACCAUGAUCGAGCAGUACGCCAAGUUCCUCAAGGUCAGCAAGGAGACCGACUUUCGCGCGCCCGUGCCGUCGAUCACCUACAUCGAGACCUCGACUCUGUGGCGACAGGAGCACAACGGCUACUCGCACCAGAACCCGGGCCUCAUCAACACGGUGCUCAACCUGCCCCACAACGUGGCUCGCGUCUAUCUUCCGCCCGACGCCAAUUGUGCCCUGUCGACGCUGAGCCACUGCCUCAACAGCCGCGAGUACGUCAACCUCAUCGUUGGCUCAAAGCACGAGACGCCCGUCUACCUGUCCGCCGACGAAGCCAAUGCCCACUGCAAGGCGGGCGCGUCCGUCUGGCCGGCCUAUUCGACCGACGCCGGAGAGGAUCCCGACAUCGUCCUCGUCGGCAUCGGUACCGAGCCGACGGCCGAGGUGAUCGCCGCGUCUCGGCUGCUCCGCGAAGACCCCAAGUCUGCGCUGCGCGUGCGUGUCGUCAACGUGACCGACCUCAUGAUCCUCGCGGAGGCCUCGAUCCACCCUCAUGCCCUCACCGAUGACGACUUCGAAAGACUCUUCACCAAGGACCGACCACUGGUGAUCUCGUUUCACGGCUACACCUCGGCCAUAAAGGGCCUCCUCUCGGACCGCCUCUCAUCCCUGACCGGUCGUCGCCCGACCGCGUACCUCGGCUACGUCGAGGAAGGCACCACCACCACGCCCUGGAGCAUGCUCCGUCUCAAUCACAUUGACCGCUUCACGGUCGCCUGCCGCGCGCUCGAGCUGGUCGCCCACGAGGCUGAACAGGCCAAGGCACGUGGAGCAGAGCCGAGGGCGCACAUCGACGAGCUCAUCCGCAGCGGACGCCUCGAGGACCGCGGAAAGGCGUUCCAGCAGACUCGCACGCAGUUCACGGAGUACGUCGAGAAGCAUGGUCAGGAUCCCCAAGAGGUCAGCCAGCCGUAG
Molecule: messenger RNA, 2667 nt
Organism: Pseudozyma flocculosa PF-1
Lineage: Eukaryota; Fungi; Basidiomycota; Ustilaginomycetes; Ustilaginales; Ustilaginaceae
Exons: 2
Coding region: 1-2667 (888 amino acids)
Biological process (GO): carbohydrate metabolic process
Molecular function (GO): aldehyde-lyase activity
Source: RefSeq, a predicted model, not a curated record